CUUUUUUUGAGACGGAGUCUCCCUCUGUCGCCCAGGCUGGAGUGCAGUGGCGCGAUCUCGGCUCACUGCAACGUCUGCCUCCAGGGUUUAGGUGAUUCUCCUGCCUCAGCCUCCCGAGUAGCUGGGAUUGCAGGUGCGCGCCACCACGCCUGGAUGAUUUUUGUUAUUUUUAGUAGAGACAGCGUUUCGCCAUGUUGGCCCAGGCUAGUCUCGAACUCCAGACCUCAGGUGAUCCGCCGCCUCGGCCUCCCAAAGUGCUGGGAUUACAGGCGGGAGCCACCGCACCCGGCUGAGACCCUAUCUUUUAACCAGCCUGGGCGGCAGAGCGAGACUCUGUCUCAAAACAAAACCAAACAUAAUUCGUAAAAGCGAGUGCUUAGGGGAAGCUAAUGUGCCUCAAAGUCCUGGGGAAGUAGAGGCCCUGGAGACCCGUCCGCAUCCUCUGGCAGUGGCCUUGGAACCGCCGAAGGGAUUCAGCCCAAGGGCCGCGUUCCCGGCAGGCGUCUUUAUUGUGUUGAUUGCGUAGAUGACGUUCAGCACCACAAACGAAGAGCCGAGGCACAGAGUGGGGCCUUGGAUUCAUGAGAUGGGGAUGGAGCAGAAAUGAGAAUUCGGAGUCCAUGAAACCCCCACAAAGACUCCUGCACGGCCGGACUCGGACACUUUGCAAUCUGCUCGUUGAGGGGGAUGGUGUGAACUCAGGGAACAGCCUGAGAUCGCGCCGCUGCACUCCAGCCUGGGCAACAGAGCAAGACCCUGUUUCAAAAACAAAAAAUAACACUAAGCAAUUAACAGGACUAGACUCAGAGGUGAUCGAGAAAUUGAAACAGGCUGGAAAUUUAAAAUAACUGUGAUUAAUAUGUGGAGGUCUCUUGUAUGAAAGGUGAACAAUAUGCAUGAGGAGGAAACUCAUCAAAUUAUAAGAAAGGCAGAACGCUGAUAACAGGUAAUGCUUCUGAUGGGGCAGCAGUAGGAUCAACACAGCUGAGAAAAAUAGGAAUUACCCACGUUGGAAAACAAGAAAAAAAGUUUUUUUUAAAAAAAGCAUCCAAGAACUGUGGGAAAAUAUCAAAUGAUAUAAUAUGCAUGUAAUAGUACUCCCAAAAGAAGAAGAAAGAACAAAGCAUAAAAAAUGUUUGGAGAGAAAAUUACUAUUAAUUUUCCCAAAAUAAUGAAAGACAACAAAAUGCAGACCUGAGCUCAGAGCACACACAAAACUUGAUAAAUAUGAGCACCUGCCUCACACAUGCACUGUAUUCAAACUGUGGAAAUCAGAGAGAAAACCAUGAAGAUGGCCGGAGAAAAAAGAUACGUUAAAUACAGUAACAAAGAACCUGCAACCAUGGUCGUGCCACUAGCCAGCUCGGAAGCCCAGACCGUGCAGUCCCUCGGCUUCGCCAUCUACCGCGCGCUGGACUGGGGGCUGGACGAGAGCGAAGAGCGCGAACUCAGCCCGCAGCUGGAGCGGCUCAUCGACCUCAUGGCCAACAACGACAGCGAGGACAGCUGCUGCGGUGCCGCCGAUGAGGGCUACGGGGGUCCCGAGGAGGAGGAGGAGGCCGAGGGCGUCCCCCGCAGCGUGCGCACCUUCGCCCAGGCCAUGCGGCUGUGCGCGGCGCGGCUGACCGACCCCCGGGGCGCACAGGCGCAUUACCAGGCCGUGUGCCGCGCGCUCUUCGUGGAGACGCUGGAGCUGCGGGCCUUCCUGGCCAGGGUCCGGGAGGCCAAGGAGAUGCUGCAGAAGCUUCGGGAGGACGAGCCGCAGCUGGAGACGCCGCGGGCAGAGCUGGACAGCCUGGGCCACACAGACUGGGCCCGACUGUGGGUUCAGCUCAUGCGGGAGCUCCGCCACGGAGUGAAGCUGAAGAAGGUGCAGGAGCAGGAGUUCAACCCCCUCCCCACCGAGUUCCAGCUCACGCCCUUCGAGAUGCUGAUGCAGGACAUCCGGGCCCGGAACUACAAGCUGCGCAAGGUCAUGGUGGAUGGGGACAUCCCGCCCCGGGUGAAGAAGGACGCUCACGAGCUCAUCCUGGACUUUAUCCGCUCGCGGCCUCCACUGAAGCAGGUCUCUGAGAGGCGGCUGCGCCCGUUGCCACCAAAGCAAAGGUCCCUGCAUGAGAAGAUCCUGGAGGAGAUCAAGCAGGAGCGGAGACUGCGCCCGGUGCGGGGCGAGGGCUGGGCUGCCCGCGGGUUUGGCUCUCUGCCCUGCAUCCUCAACGCCUGCUCCGGAGAUGCCAAGUCCACCUCCUGCAUCAACCUGUCGGUCACAGAUGCUGGGGGCAGCGCCCAGCGCCCGCGGCCCCGCGUGCUGCUCAAGGCGCCUACCUUGGCCGAAAUGGAAGAGAUGAACACAUCUGAGGAAGAAGAGUCUCCGUGUGGGGAGGUGACGCUGAAACGGGACCGCUCCUUCUCAGAGCAUGACCUGGCCCAGCUCCGAAGUGAGGUGGCCUCUGGCCUGCAGCCGGCCACCCAGCCCCCAGGAGGGACGGAGCCACCACGACCCCGAGCUGGCAGUGCGCAUGUGUGGAGGCUCGGCUCCCGAGACCAGGGUACCUGUCCCGCGAGUGUCUCUGACCCCAGCCACCCCCUACUCAGCAACCGGGGCUCCUUGGGGGACAGACCCGAGGCCUCCAUGACCCCCGAUGCCAAACACCUGUGGCUGGAGUUCAGCCACCCCGUGGAGAGCCUGGCGCUGACUGUGGAAGAGGUGAUGGACGUGCGCCGUGUGCUGGUGAAGGCCGAGAUGGAAAAGUUUUUGCAGAACAAGGAGCUCUUCAGCAGUCUGAAGAAGGGGAAGAUUUGCUGCUGCUGCCGGGCCAAGUUCCCGCUGUUCUCGUGGCCGCCCAGCUGUCUCUUCUGCAAGAGAGCCGUCUGCACUUCCUGUAGCAUAAAGAUGAAGAUGCCUUCUAAGAAGUUUGGACACAUCCCUGUCUAUACACUGGGCUUUGAGAGUCCUCAGAGGGUAUCAGCUGCCAAAACAGCGCCAAUCCAGAGAAGAGACAUCUUUCAGUCUCUGCAAGGGCCACAGUGGCAGAGCGUGGAGGAGGCGUUCCCCCACAUCUACUCCCAUGGCUGUGUCCUGAAGGAUGUCUGCAGUGAGUGCACCAGCUUUGUGGCAGACGUGGUGCGUUCCAGCCGCAAGAGCGUGGACGUCCUCAACACUACGCCACGACGCAGUCGCCAGACCCAAUCCCUCUACAUCCCUAACACCAGGACUCUUGACUUCAAGUGACAGCCCCAGGUGGCCAGGCCUCCAGGAGGCACCAGGCAGCCCCUGUAUCAGGCUAGGACGCUCUGAGCUGUGCAUGUACAUAUAUACAUAUAUAGAUACAUUUAUAAUAUAUACACACAGCCUAUAUAUUUAUAUACACAGUUUCCUGGCCCCAGAGCUCAUUUGGGUUCAGGCGCACUUCAAAACCCUCCCUGGGGGAGGCUGUUUCUUCUCAGGAUUCCUUGCCAGGGAGGAAGGGGAGGGAACAGGGUGGGUUUUCUCACUGAAGAGAGAAAGCAGAAGGUUCUAGAUCCUGGCACAGACUGCAUCCCAUGUUCCCAUUCUCUUCUCCGUCCCCAGGAAUGAGAACGGCAGUUUCCCCUCCCCAGUGGACGUCUAGGUGGGGACAGGGUAUCUUGGCUCCCAGCUGGACCAGAGUGCCCUGCUUGCCUCUGCUCUCCCUUUGUGGGGACUUGGGCAGCAGAGGUAUCUGGGAAGUCUCUGAGUAGGCAGGGUCCUCCUGGGAGGCACCCCCACCUGUUUGAAAGGUCUGGCCAGGCGUGGUGGCUCACGCCUGUAAUCCCAGCACUUUGGGAGGCCGAGGAGGGAGGAUCACCUGAGGUCAGGAGUUUGAGACCAGCCUGGCCAACAUGAUGAAAUGUCGUCUCUACUGAAAAUGCAAAAAUUAGCCAGGUAUAGUGGCAGGAGCCUGUAAUCCCAGCUACAGGGGAGGCUGAGGCAGGAGAAUCGCUUGAACCCGGGAGGUGUAGGUUGCAGUGAGCCGAGAUCGCACCACUGCACUCCAGCCUGGGCGACAGAGCGAGACUCUGUCUCAAAAAAAAAAAAAAAAAAAAAAGUCCGUGCCAAGCUGCUCCCUGCCCUUUCCCUUUCCCUGGGAUCCAAACCACAUGUGUCCUGCCUCUCCUGGCCCUACCACAUUCUGGUGCUGUCCUCACUCGCCCCUGGCCCAGAGGCUCCUGAAGAUGCUGGGCGGUCCUGGCACAGGGAGGAGCAGCUCUGUAAAUCUGUGCACAUGGCCACUCUUGGCCUAAUAAAGGAGGUCUCACAGUC
Molecule: messenger RNA, 4282 nt
Organism: Gorilla gorilla gorilla (western lowland gorilla)
Lineage: Eukaryota; Metazoa; Chordata; Mammalia; Primates; Hominidae
Gene: SPIRE2
Product: spire type actin nucleation factor 2
Exons: 15
Coding region: 1247-3232 (661 amino acids)
Biological process (GO): actin filament network formation; actin nucleation; polar body extrusion after meiotic divisions
Cellular component (GO): cell cortex; cytoplasmic vesicle membrane
Molecular function (GO): microtubule binding; actin binding
Source: RefSeq, a predicted model, not a curated record